Molecule: messenger RNA, 1300 nt
Organism: Anguilla anguilla (European eel)
Lineage: Eukaryota; Metazoa; Chordata; Actinopteri; Anguilliformes; Anguillidae
Gene: gnmt
Product: glycine N-methyltransferase
Exons: 6
Coding region: 265-1152 (295 amino acids)
Biological process (GO): protein homotetramerization; regulation of gluconeogenesis; S-adenosylmethionine metabolic process
Cellular component (GO): cytosol
Molecular function (GO): glycine binding; glycine N-methyltransferase activity; identical protein binding
Source: RefSeq, a predicted model, not a curated record
AUACAGGCAUCUUAUUGGUCUAAAGUUUCCCUAUCCCGGAGGUCUCCAUCGACCUAUUAAAAAAAACUAACUAACGUGAGUCGCAAAAAAAGACAAAACGGGAAGGAAGCUUGUAUUUGCCAGGUUUAUAUAGAAGCGGAACUCUGCCUGAAAUAGAGAAAACGUUUAGCCACAGGCACCCAAGUUUACUGUAUUUGCAUUCCAGCUCUUUACCGUAUUUAAAGGGGGACCUCCUGUUCGCCCACGUAGGUAAAUAACGACAGCAUGGUCGACAGUGUUUAUCGGACGCGCUCUCUCGGUGUAGCCGCCGUAGGUUUACCGGAUCAGUACGCCGAUGGCAAGGCGGCGAAAGUAUGGCAGCUGUACAUCGGAGACACGCGGAGCAGAACGGAGGAGUACAGGAGCUGGGUGGUGUCUCUGCUGAAGAAGCACGGCUGCCAGAGGAUCCUGGAUGUGGCGUGCGGCACAGGGGUGGACUCCAUCAUGCUGGUGGAGGAGGGCUUCAAGUUGGUCAGCGUGGACGCCAGCGACAAGAUGCUCAAGUACGCGCUGAAGGCCAGAUGGGACAGGAGAAAAGAGCCGGCCUUCGACCAAUGGGUGAUCGAGGAGGCCAACUGGCUGACCUUGUCGGAGGACGUGGAGAAGCCGGGGAACGGGUUCGACGCGGUCAUCUGUUUGGGGAACUCGUUCGCCCACUUGCCCGACUUCAAAGGGGACCAGAGUGACCAGAAGCUGGCCUUGCAGAACAUCGCCAGCAUGGUGAAGCCCGGCGGAGUCCUCAUCAUCGACCACCGUAACUAUGACUACAUCCUGGAGACCGGGAGGGCGCCGCAGGGAAAGAACAUCUAUUACAAGAGUGAUCUGACUCAGGACAUCUCCACCUCCGUGCUGUGGGUGGACAACAAACCUCACAUGAUCACCCUGGACUACACCAUACAGGUGCCACAGCCAAUGGGACAACAGAGCAUCUCUGAGCUCAGUAAGUUCCGUCUGUCCUACUACCCCCACCGGCUGGACAACUUCACGGAGCUCCUGCGGGAGGCGUUCGGGGGCCAGGUGCAGCACACGGUCUACGGAGACUUCCAGAACUACACCCCCGGCGUGACGAAGCCCCCCUGCUACUUCAUCCACGUGGCCCAGAAGACUGCCUGAGAGGGUCCUGCGACUGCCGUCCUCCUCCUCCUCCCCUCCUCUUUCUCCUUCUCUCUAUCCUUCUCUCUCUCUCUCUCUCCCUCCUUCUUCCCUUUCUUUCUGUCUCCACUGCCGCUGUCUCCCAAGCUCUCUUUCGCUCCCAUUCUCU